AUGGCAUACACGACAUUCGAGGGGACACACAGGACGGAUGACGGCGUCGAGUUGUACACCAAAACAUGGAAGGUGUCGGGGGAUGCAGCCAAGGCACGCAUGCUGUUUGUGCAUGGCUUCAGUGACCACUGCAACAACUACCCCGUCUUGUUCGACCACCUCGCCAAUCAGGNNGGAGUUGAUGUCUUUGCCUUUGACCAACGAGGAUGGGGCCGCUCCGUCCACAAUAAACAUGAGCGCGGCCUCACAGGCCCCACCACCCGCGUCCUCGCCGACAUAACCAGCAUGCUACGGACCUUGCUACCCACCCCAGUCCCUCUCUUCCUGAUGGGCCACAGCAUGGGCGGUGCCGAAAUCCUCCACUACGCAGCCAGCGGACCCUCCGACAUCCUCUCCCAGAUCCGCGGCUUCAUCGCCAGCGCACCCCUCAUCGGCCUGCACUCCGACACCCGUCCCUUCAAAGUCACAGUAAUGGCUGGCCGCCUCGCAGGCCGCCUCUUGCCCAAAUUCCAACUGGUGAACAAGUUAGAUCCCCAAUGGUUGAGCAGAGACCCCGAGCAGAACAAACUCUGGGAGCAGGAUGAGUUGUGUCACGACACUGGGACCCUAGAAGGGCUAGCAGGAAUGCUGGAUAGAGGAAUACAGCUCGAGAGCUUUAAAGUCUUGCCAAAGGAAAGUGCUGGUGAAGGCGGAAAGACUAGAUUGUUGGCGCUGCACGGAACUGGCGAUCAUGUGAAUGCUUAUGAAGCUACUAAGGCCUAUGUUGAGCGCUGCAGUGAGUUGAGUGAUAAAGAGCUUAAGAGCUACGACGGUUGGUAUCAUAACAGACCUGAAGAGUCCAAGUCGAAACUUUGA
Messenger RNA from Aureobasidium musti, 855 nucleotides. The record is from the annotation of a GenBank genome assembly. NCBI's taxonomy places the organism in Eukaryota, Fungi, Ascomycota, Dothideomycetes, Dothideales, Saccotheciaceae.